Messenger RNA from Chlorocebus sabaeus (green monkey), 1473 nucleotides. It is a transcript of the gene RABIF, whose product is annotated as RAB interacting factor. The record is from RefSeq and is a predicted model, not a curated record. Gene Ontology annotation, molecular function: guanyl-nucleotide exchange factor activity; zinc ion binding. Lineage: Eukaryota; Metazoa; Chordata; Mammalia; Primates; Cercopithecidae. Gene Ontology annotation, biological process: small GTPase-mediated signal transduction; post-Golgi vesicle-mediated transport. Gene Ontology annotation, cellular component: cytosol; membrane.
GCACAAGAGUGCCGAUUCCGUAAGGAAACUGUGAUGAUUUAGUAAGUUUCUAAAGGCGCUUUGACAUUUUGCCGCAUAGUAAAUGGUCACAAUGAGUAGAAGAGACCAGCAAUUAAAGCUUCCACGCAUCUUUUUCCAAUACCGAAAAGAUACAUGCCCCUCUAAGUAGUUUAAGAAGCUAAUGUGGCUAAAACUUGAUGGGAAGUCCGACCCAGAUUACCUUCACAUUGCCUCCAAUAAUGUCCCCAUUCAUUCAGGAGACUAAAUUCAGAUCUCAGAAAACUAAACAAGUCAACAGGUUUUAAUAUUAAGUGAAGCCCAGUGGCCAGGUGGGUAUGGAGAUAUGUCACUGGUCCCAAGAAGUGUCCCUGUCACAAAGCCUGCCGACACCUAGCCACUCAGGUUAGGCAAUGAAUGAAGGCGCUUGCGCAGUAGAAUCCAGAGCGGGGAAGCGGGCGCCUGCGCAGAGACGUGGUGACCGUCCGCUUCACGCCAAGCCGCGCCAGCGCAGUGAAGAACGAGCCCGCAGAAACAGCGCCUGCGCAGCCGUGGCUGAGGAGCCUGUUCCGGCAGCGGCAAUGGAACCAGCGGAGCAGCUGAGCGAGUUAGUGUCAGCCGAGGGCCGAAACCGGAAGGCGGUGCUGUGCCAGCGUUGCGGCUCCCGGGUGCUGCAGCCAGGGACCGCUCUCUUCUCUCGCCGACAGCUUUUCCUUCCCUCCAUGAGAAAGAAGCCAGCUCUGUCUGACGGCAGCAAUCCUGAUGGUGAUCUCCUCCAGGAACACUGGCUGGUUGAGGACAUGUUCAUUUUUGAGAAUGUGGGCUUCACCAAGGACGUGGGCAACAUCAAGUUUCUGGUCUGUGCAGACUGUGAAAUUGGACCAAUUGGUUGGCAUUGCCUAGAUGACAAGAACAGUUUCUAUGUGGCCUUGGAACGAGUUUCCCAUGAGUAACUGAGGGGAAGGGUACCCAGCUCCACCUCCAAAGAUAAACCUGCUCCCCACAAGAACUGGCCUUUAAUGUGGUCUAACUGUUCUGCUGCCUUCUUCUCUGUGCUAAUAUAAAUACUGAGUACCAGCAUGUCCACUUGAACAUGCAGAGGGUUAAUCCUGCUUCCUAAAGCCUCACAUACAUGCCUCCUGCCUAGUUCACUUUGCAUCACAUUUCCUAAGCUCCUUUUUCCCCCAGUUUUGGGACACUGCUUACCUCCACAAAUCUCAUCUCUUCCCUCGCAUUCUGCCUAGGCUCUGUUUUGCCCAGGGGCUCCCUCUUUUUCUUGCUCUAGAAGAGCAGUAUUCAGCCGUUUAGUUAUGACGACCCGUAACAAAAGAUGCUUAUGUACUAAUAGUUGAAAGUCUGCCUUUUUUUCAUUCAAGAAGGCAUACAAAUAUCUGAGAGUGACUUUGUUGUAUAGCUACCCUUGUGAUCUGCAGUAAUUUAAUCAUUCUAAAAGUAAAGCAUUUACAAAACUCAGUA